AUGCUGCUUAGAGCAGCUCGGUUGCCGUGCUGGCAGAGAUCAAGACGACUGGGCCACCCCGGCCUUGCCAUUCCGCGUUCGCCGCCAUGGUUGCACGCGACCUACAGAGCACACCAACACAGAGUGUUUACGUCAGACGGUUCUUCACAAAGGAAAGAUGCAGCGUCCAGUAACCAGGCCGCGUCGGAACAAAGGUCGACGUCGACUACUGCGACGCCGACGUCGCAAUUGGCCGGCGCCAAAGUGAUCCAGAAGCCGACUGGCAGUCCUCAGGAGAAGGCGGUGGCUGCGAAGAAGGGAGACUUACUGAGCGAGUCGACGCUGGCGAGCAAAGAACAGAGAAAGGCUGACUGGGCGAUUAUGAGGGAAAUGGCCAAGUAUCUUUGGCCCAAGGGCGAUUGGGGUACAAAGCUUCGUGUGGCAACAGCGCUGUCGCUGUUGGUUGGAGGAAAGAUCCUGAAUGUCGAAGUGCCUUUCUACUUCAAAAGCAUUGUAGAUUCGAUGAACGUCGACUUUGCAGCGGUUGGAGGCACUGCAUACACAGUGGCUGGGUCUAUGAUUAUAGCUUACGGCGCGACUCGAAUAGGAGCGACUUUGUUUCAGGAACUCCGGAACGCGGUAUUUGCUAGUGUUGCGCAAAAGGCAAUUCGGAAAGUGGCCAAGAAUGUCUUUGAGCACUUGCUUCGACUGGACUUGAACUUCCAUCUGAGUCGUCAGACCGGUGGUCUCACCCGAGCCAUUGACCGUGGAACGAAGGGUAUCAGCUUUCUUCUCACAUCGAUGGUAUUUCACGUUGUCCCGACUGCGUUGGAAAUCUCGCUUGUGUGUGGUAUUCUGACCUAUCAAUACGGUGCACAAUUUGCUGCUAUCACAGCUACGACCAUGGUUGCUUAUACUGCCUUUACUAUAACCACGACUGCCUGGAGAACGAAGUUCCGGAAGCAGGCUAACGCGGCAGACAACCGCGGCGCAACGGUGGCGGUCGACUCCCUAAUCAAUUAUGAAGCUGUCAAGUACUUCAACAACGAGAAAUUCGAGGUUGCGCGUUACGACAAGGCGCUCAAGGCCUACGAAGAUGCCUCGAUCAAGGUGACCACGUCCCUGGCCUUCUUAAACUCAGGCCAGAACAUGAUUUUCUCCAGUGCACUGGCGGCGAUGAUGUAUCUUGCCGCCGACGGCGUCGCCACGGGACAGUUAACAGUCGGGGACCUAGUCAUGGUCAAUCAGCUUGUAUUUCAGCUGUCUGUACCGCUUAACUUCCUAGGCUCAGUGUACCGUGAACUCCGCCAGUCCCUGCUCGAUAUGGAGACCCUGUUCAACCUGCAGAAGGUCAACGUCAACAUUAUUGAGAAGCCGGAUGCAAAGCCGCUGGAUCUCAGCCGUGGCGGCGAGAUCAGAUUCGAAAAUGUCACAUUCGGAUAUCACCCCGACCGCCCAAUUCUCAAAAACGUCACUUUCACGAUACCUGCCGGUCAGAAGUUUGCUAUCGUGGGGCCUAGCGGAUGCGGCAAAUCCACGAUCCUGAGGUUGCUCUUCCGUUAUUACGAUGUACAAAGCGGUCGGAUCCUGGUUGACGGCCAAGAUUUGCGAGAUGUGAACCUCGAUAGCCUUCGCCGGGCGAUUGGAGUCGUGCCGCAGGAUACCCCGCUGUUCAAUGAUACCAUCGAACACAACAUUCGAUACGGACGGUUGGACGCCACAAACGAGGAAGUUCGCAAGGCAGCUCAGCGUGCGCACAUCCAUGAACUGAUCGAGCGACUUCCCGACGGCUACCAGACGGCCGUUGGAGAGAGGGGCAUGAUGAUCUCCGGGGGUGAAAAACAACGACUGGCGGUUUCGCGUCUUCUCUUGAAAGAUCCUCAGCUGCUUUUCUUCGAUGAAGCUACCUCUGCAUUGGACACGUACACCGAACAUGCGCUUUUACAGAACAUCAACAGCAUUCUAAAGGAGAAGAGUCGCACUAGUGUCUUCGUCGCGCACCGGCUGCGCACGAUCUAUGAUAGCGACCAGAUCCUUGUCCUUAAAGACGGCCAUGUGGCUGAAAUGGGCUCCCACCGGACCCUUCUGGACCAGCAAGGUAUCUACUCGGAACUCUGGAAAGCCCAGGAACUGUCUCUAGCACACGACGUGGAACUCGAACAGAACAUGGAAGUUGAGGAUGCGGAGACCGAGAUGGAUACCACGUCCGAGCGCAAGCAAAAGUAG
Messenger RNA from Penicilliopsis zonata CBS 506.65, 2205 nucleotides. RefSeq lists its product as hypothetical. Bases 1 to 2205 code for a protein of 734 amino acids. The record is from RefSeq and is a predicted model, not a curated record. NCBI's taxonomy places the organism in Eukaryota, Fungi, Ascomycota, Eurotiomycetes, Eurotiales, Aspergillaceae. Gene Ontology annotation, cellular component: mitochondrial inner membrane. The transcript is spliced from 7 exons. Gene Ontology annotation, molecular function: ATP binding; ATP hydrolysis activity; ABC-type transporter activity. Gene Ontology annotation, biological process: intracellular iron ion homeostasis; transmembrane transport.